AUGCUCGUGGCUACAAUAUAUCAAUACCUCUUCUUUCUUCUCGCUACUGUGUGGGCUAUUCAGGAACAAGAUGAGUUUGAUUUGAUUCGUGACCAGCAUUUCGAAGACGAUGAUGCUUCAUACGAAAGACUUUCCCAUGACUCAUUACUUUGGGGUCCUUACAACUCAGGCCGGUACUUAGGCAUCCGCCCAAGGAUUCCAGAAUCACUUCUAUCGGGCCUUAUGUGGUUCAAUGUUGAUUCUCAGUUAGGCGUUGGUCAGGCUCGUGACUUUUACGAGCAAGGAGACAAUAUGGCUAGAGCCAACUGGGUCCAAUUCGAUCCCCGUUUAGGAGGAAGACAAGUCAUUCAUGACAACGAUUGUCACAUCAACAUCACAAUUGACUUUGUGAAAAGUGAGAAUGGCCGUAAUUGGGCGGUGAAGAUUAAGCUGGUUCCUCAUGCGGGCCACGAAUCGGUGAAAACCUCCUUUGUAUGGUACUCGGGCCUCCAGGGCGAGAGGAAGAGCGAUGGCACAAACGUUGCAAAUGAGGGAGUCUUGAAGCUUGACAUACCGCGUAACGAGAAUGGGUACAAGGGUACCGUCAAGCUUUCUGGAUUUUCAGAGGAACUUGGGCUCUUUGAGAUCAAGAUUAAUGAUGGUGGAGAUCACACAAAGAAUAAGCACCCUAGUGCACCAAAGGGAACCAUGAAGGCUCUCAAUCCUAAACGAACACACCAUCUCAGUCUCCGUGUCCCAAAUCCCUCGGUUUGGCAAAACAGAGGAAUUUUCAUGACCUUAUUGAAGGACUCAGUGCAAGAUAUCUUAAGUACUUACGCCGAGGAGACUGACAAAUUCCCACCUCAUGUUGUUUACAACAUUCGUAAUAUGAAUAACUAUGAGGGUAACUUGCAUUUCGUACAAAAGAUGUUCGAAGGCGAAGCCGAAUUUGACGUCAUUUACACCGAUGUUGCUUCUCCUCCAACGGAGAGAUUCACUUUCGAGACUAUCCAAAGCAGAAUUGACGAGGUUUUGAGUAGAGUUAAUCGAAAAUUUCGAAAGAAUUUUCAACUCCACAAGUUUCUGGAUCGUCAGCAAGAGUUCGGCCAGGAGAUGUUAUCCGGACUCUUGGGUGGACUUUCCUAUUUCUAUGGUGACCAAUUGGUUGACAGACAGUCAGCAAUAGAUGCAGACGAAUUCCUUGUCAAUGAUGAUGAUGAUGAUGAUGGCGAGACUGAAAUCCCAAAGUUGAAAGGCGAUCUCGAAGGACCUUACGAGUUGUUUACUCUUGUUCCAUCUCGUCCCUUCUUUCCAAGAGGCUUCUACUGGGAUGAAGGAUUUCAUCUUCUUCCACUUUUGAAGUAUGACUCCGACUUGGCUUUGGAGAUCAUUAAGUCGUGGUUCAAUCUCAUUGAUGACGAUGGGUGGAUAGCGAGGGAACAGAUUUUGGGUGCAGAGUCAAGAUCAAGAGUACCAGCUGAAUUUCAAGUUCAGAGCCCAGCGAUCGUCAAUCCACCAACAUUGAUGCUUGCUUUUACAUACCUUCUCGACAGCUCGCAGAGGUACAAGUUUGAUGAGGCUGUGGAUUUAGGUGAAGGUGACUUGAAGAGCGACAUUGGUCAAGUUGUCUUGAAUAAUCCAGAAAUGCUUGCAAACUAUACUCGCCAGAUAUACCCAAAGCUCAAGCUGCAUUUCGAUAUGUUCCGUAGAACACAGCAAGGCUCAGUGGAGGAAUUCAACCGUGGUCAAAACAAGGAGGCAUACAGGUGGAGAGGGAGAACUGUAUCUCACAGUCUUGCCUCAGGUAUCGAUGACUAUCCUCGUCCAUUACCGCUCGAUGUGGCUGAGUUAAAUGUCGACCUCUUGUGCUGGAUGGGGGUUAUGACAAGGUCUAUAAGAAUGAUUGCCGGUAUUCUCGAAUUGAAGGAGGAUGAACAGCAUUUUGCGAAGGUCGAAAGCGAUAUUAUCGACAACUUAGCUGCACUUCACUGGUCAGAAGAGCAUAAAGCUUACUGUGAUGCCUCUGUUGAUGAUGAUGACGAGCACAUUCUCGUGUGCCACAAAGGCUACGUCUCUCUUUUCCCAUUCUUGACAAAAAUGGUUCCUGCCGAGAGCGUGGACAAGAUCGAGAGCAUUGUGGACAACUUGACCGACCCUGAGGAGCUUUGGUCUGAUUACGGUAUUAGAUCGCUUUCAAAGGCUGACGAGUUUUACAGAACCGGCGAGAACUACUGGAGAGCACCUGUGUGGAUUAACAUCAACUACCUAAUCUUGGAAAACUUACAGCACUACCACGAAAUCACAAAGCCGUACGCAAGCCGCCAACUUAAAGAGAAGAUAGAAAAGGCAUACUCUGAGCUCCGCCAGAAUUUGAUCAAGAAUGUGUAUCAGCAGUGGGAAAAGACAGGCUUUGUGUGGGAGUCGUAUGACGACCAGACAGGUGCCAACAAGGGAGCAAAAAACUUUUUGGGCUGGACUUCCACGGUAUUGCUUAUGAUGGAAAUGCCAGAAAAAUUAGACUAA
Messenger RNA from Candidozyma auris, 2502 nucleotides. RefSeq names its product mannosyl-oligosaccharide glucosidase (gene CWH41). Gene Ontology annotation, cellular component: endoplasmic reticulum membrane. NCBI's taxonomy places the organism in Eukaryota, Fungi, Ascomycota, Pichiomycetes, Serinales, Metschnikowiaceae. The transcript has a single exon. Gene Ontology annotation, biological process: protein N-linked glycosylation; oligosaccharide metabolic process. The coding region runs from base 1 to 2502 and encodes 833 amino acids. Gene Ontology annotation, molecular function: Glc3Man9GlcNAc2 oligosaccharide glucosidase activity. The record is from RefSeq and is a predicted model, not a curated record.